Messenger RNA from Musa acuminata subsp. malaccensis (wild Malaysian banana), 1591 nucleotides. NCBI's taxonomy places the organism in Eukaryota, Viridiplantae, Streptophyta, Magnoliopsida, Zingiberales, Musaceae. The record is from RefSeq and is a predicted model, not a curated record.
AUGGGCAGGCACACGAGCUCAAGAAUCGAAGGCCUCAACCUGUCCAUCUUGGAGAAACCCAGAAGGAAAUCUGGUGGUCGAGUGGAGGAGUACCGGGUGUUUGUUGGGACAUGGAAUGUAGGGGGAAGGUCUCCAAACAAUGGCCUCAACCUCGAAGAUUUCCUCCAAGUAGAAGGAUCAGCUGAUAUAUAUGUGUUAGGGUUUCAGGAAAUAGUUCCUCUAAAUGCAGGGAACGUGUUGGUGAUCGAGGACAACGAGCCUGCCACAAAAUGGCUGGCUCUCAUCAGCCACGCCCUCAACAAGCCCAGCGACAAGCAGGACGACUCCUCCGAGACCUGGAAUGGCGCAAAGCUCGGCAAGGAUUGCAAGUCGAGCAGCAGCCACCUCUUCCAAAAGCCUUCUUCCCUCAAAGCCAUCGGCAAGAACUGCCGCGUCGACGGCGCCCUCGUCAAGACUUGCAACUGCAGACCCGAGACCGCCAGCGGCAUCCGGCGAAGGGCGAGGAAGUUAAGGGAGUUCAUCGACAGCACCGACUCAGGCUCCGACGACGAGUACUACUGCCACCCCAUGUCCCAUGUCGUCAGCCCCGAAGCCCGGCGCGACGCCAACUAUUCCCUCGUCGCCAGCAAGCAGAUGGUGGGCAUCUUCCUCUCGGUAUGGGUUCGCAGCGAGCUGGUGCCGGACGUCGGCCACCUCAGGGUGGCGACCGUCGGGAGAGGAAUCAUGGGCUGCCUCGGCAACAAGGGCUGCAUCGCGAUGAGCAUGUCGUUGCACCGGACGAGCUUCUGCUUCGUCUGCAGCCACUUGACGUCGGGCGAGAAGGAGGGCGACGAACUGAAGAGGAACGCAGAUGUUUCCGAGAUCCUCAAGAGCACGCAGUUCCCUAGGGUCUGCAAGAUCCCGGGAAGUCGAAUCCCCGAGAAGAUCCUCGAACACGAUCGCAUACUGUGGCUCGGAGACUUGAACUACCGGAUUGCGCUGAGCUACAACGAAGCAACAACACUGCUGGAGGACAAUGACUGGGAUUCUCUUCUCGGAAGGGAUCAGUUGAAGAUGGAGCGAGAAGCAGGAAGGGUGUUCGACGGGUGGAAGGAAGGGAAGAUCUACUUCGCUCCCACGUACAAGUACUCGUACAACUCCGACGCAUACGCCGGGGAGACGACCAAGUCCAAGAAGAAGCGUCGAACGCCUGCAUGGUGCGAUCGGAUUCUGUGGUACGGCGAGGGCAUAGAGCAGCUGCAGUACUUCAGGGGGGAGUCGAGGUUCUCGGAUCACAGGCCGGUUUGUGCUGUGUUCCUGGCGCAGGUGGAGGCCAGCAGCCAUGGCAGGUGCAGGAAGGGCUAUUCCAGUGUGUACUCAAGGAUCCCCAGGGAUGAGAUGAUGUUACCUCAGAGACACAGCUUCUAUGAGUUAUAGAAAAAAGGCUGUUCUGAGCUGCAAUUUAUUGUAGAUGAGGAAUACGCAUUAUGUGAUUGAUUGCUUAGUACCUCUUGCUAAACACUAAGCUAACAUUGGCUGUUUAGAAGCCUGAUCGAGCAACAAUCUUGCUUGCUGUACAAGCUCAUUUGUCUCUUGCCAUGCCAAUCUGGUA